AUGCUGCACACGAGUCUGUUGCCAAGCUGUUGCACUCGCAGAUCUUGGCGUUUCGAGCAGAUCGGAUUUCCACGUUCACAGGUGGAGGAAGCUGAGAUCGACGACCGCGCCCUGGCCAAGCUGUCCGAGUUCGACUCCGAGCAGGCGCUGGAGGCCCUGGACCAGUUCUGCAAGUGCGACCUGUCCAAGGUGCGCAAGAAGAGCGCCUACCUCAUCGGCGUCAUGCAGCGCAUCAAGAAGGCAGACCCAGACUGGCCACGCAGAUCUCCCACGGGCCAAAAUGGUGCAGGCCCAAAUCUGCCGGUUGAGGUGUCUGCCCGGCUGCAGAUGAUGUUUGAAGAAGGGGUGUGCAGGCCGUCAGACCUGGACAGGCAGUGCCUGUCGCAGCUGGCGCGGCUGCCGGUGCCCAUGGCGCUUGAGGCCCUCAACGAGUUCUCACGCAGGGACCUGUCGGACGUUCGCAACUUCUCUGCACUGUUUGUGUCGAUCCUGCGGCGGCUGGAGAGCGAUUUCGACCGUGGGGGUGCCGGAGCACCACCCCAGGGGGGUAUGCCGCACAUGAUGGCCCCCCCCGCACAGAUGCCGCCGCCUGUGGGGAUGAACAGGAUGGGGAUGGUGGACUCUGUGCAGGGGCAGUUUCAGAUGCCUGGCCAGGUGCCGCAGUACCCCAUGGCCAUGCCGGGACAGAUGCCCAGCACCAUGCCCUUCAACCCGAUGGACCCGCAGGUGGUCAUGACGCCGGGGCUGGCGCCGAUGCCGGGGAUGCCGGGACAGUACAUGGGAGCCCCCGAGAGCGACAGGCACAACUACGGCAUGGAGCAGCUGCAGAUGGGCGUCCGCGUGGACGAGUUCCACAAGCUGUCCCCCCACGCCACCUACGUGCACCCAGCGCCCUCCCUCAAGCUGCAGACGCUGUGGGACGAGGGCGUGCGGCUGGUGUCUGUCCUGGACGAUGGCGCCUGGGAUGCCCUUGCGCAGCUGAAGGCGCCCGAGGCGCUGGCCGUGAUCGAGGACGUGGCCAACAAGCUGCAGGGCCCCAACAACUUGAGGAAUGUCAACGCCUUCUUCAUGUCUGUUGCCCGCAAGUUCCUGCCUCAGGGCCCUCGCUCAGCGGCCGCCGCCGGCCCUGGUGCCUACCCGCCAACGGGGCAGACCCGCGUCGUUCGGCAGUCGCCCCGAGGCGUGGCCGGCGACCUGUCGUCCCUCAGCCCUGACAUCCGCCAGAAGAUCGACGACGUGGUGUACACACACCAAAGCUACAUUAAGCAGACGGACUUCGACCAGGGCGUGGCCGAGGCGCUGAAGCGCCUGUCUGACUACGAGAUCCUCAGCGUCCUGGACGACCUGAACUCCGCGCAGAACCUGGCCACCGUGCAGAAUGUGCCCGCCUUCAUCAUGUCGAUCAUCCGCCGGCACCAGAACGCUGGGCGGCGUUGA
This is a messenger RNA of Ostreobium quekettii, 1437 nucleotides long. NCBI's taxonomy places the organism in Eukaryota, Viridiplantae, Chlorophyta, Ulvophyceae, Bryopsidales, Ostreobiaceae. The record is from the annotation of a GenBank genome assembly.